GUCUUCUUUUAGGCUGCUGUUUCAAGCUUGUCUGUCUUUGCUUCCUGCAGUCUCUGGCUACUGACUCUCCAGUGAUGUCCUGGCUGGACAAGGAUAAGAGUCCAUCCCCAUGUCUCAUCCAGAGACUGGACCACCUAGUGCUGACUGUGAAGAGCAUUGAGGACACCGUAGCCUUUUAUUCCAAAGUCCUGGGCAUGGAAGUAGUCACCUUCAAGGGAGACCGGAAAGCACUACAAUUUGGCAACCAGAAGUUUAACCUCCAUGAGGCUGGGAAGGAGUUUGAGCCCAAGGCCCAUAGCCCAGUUCCUGGUUCCACAGAUGUCUGCCUGAUCUCAGAGACCCCUCCAGACCAGCUGGUGGAGCACCUGAAGGCCUGUGGUGUGACUAUUGAAGAAGGCCCAGUGUCUAGAACUGGUGCCAUUGGACCAAUCACAUCCAUCUACUUCCGAGAUCCUGAUGAAAACCUCAUUGAAGUUUCCAGUUACAACACAGACUUGGCUGCGGAGAAGAAAAAGUGAAAUACUAGUUGACAUCCUUUCUCUGCUUAUCCCCUUCCUCGCUGAUUUUAUGUAAGACAAAUUAGCCAUGAUUUUACCUUUUUUUUUGUGAUUUUACUUUGAUUUUUUGCAAUAUUUGGUAGAUAGGGCAAACCUAUGAUUAUUUUGACAGAUCCAGAACCAGCAUCAGCUCAUGUGCAGGGUCCAUUCCACUGGAAGCUGUGAUGUGUGACAGAAUUCAGAGAAAUGUCUGAUUUUGAUCCCUCUGUUAAUAAGGGAACAACCCUGGAUAGUGUUAGGAAGGACUCAGUGGCUAAUGUCAGGAAUCUGCAGAAAAUGCUUCAAUGUCAUUAAAAGGCAUGGUAGAGAUACAUCUUGCAGACUAACUAAAUCAGAGAUGCAUCAUCAGCCACUCCCUGCAAUAAGCAGUGUGCAUCAAGAAUCUCUCAGCUCCUUCCAGUGUACCAUGUUACUGAACUCAUACAAGGGCUGUAGUGGUUGCUUUAAUCUUCCCUUGCUCUGCCUUUCACUGGAUGAGGGGCUUGAGCCAGAACAUUAAUGGGAACAACCUCAGCUUCGCAGGAUUUUGAAUCUGAGCCCAGAUAUUAAUUUCUCAGCUGCACAGUUCCUCAAAUCCUAAACUGUAGACCAAAACACUGCAGCCCAAUCCUUUAACGUGGCUAACGCACAGCUAGCCUGUAUGUUCAGUCCCACCCAUAUUCAUUCCACAGCAGAACUAUAGACAGUAGUUAGCUCUGCAUUGCUUCUUGUACUAGGUAGAUUUAAGCUAGGCUGGGGGGAGGGAGGAGAGGUGGAGUGAAGGGGAAGGAAGGAAGGAAGGAGGGGGAGGAAAUAUCAACAGCAUAGUCACACCUCUGAUUGAACGUGCUUGUGUUCUCAAGCAUAUGUGCAUGAUUGUGUCUCCAGUUAGUAGCCAGGGACGUCAACCACACAGGUAGACAAAGAUCACAGUGGAACUGGUGUCUAUUCAAGCCAGAUCUGAAUUUGGCUCACUGAGAACAGGUGUGUUGCUCUGCCCUUCCCUUGUUGGUCUCUCAGAAUAGAUCAGGCUGGGGAGAGGAUGAGCCAUAGUGAAGAACCUGGCCCAGCUCACCUCAUUAAGAAAAAAAAGCAUCUGAGCAAAUUUGCUCUAAGUGAUAUUGAGCUCACUGUGUUUGGACUGAGUUUGUAACAAGGUUCUUUCCUGACACACUACACAACAGUUCUGCAUUUGGAGAGUCUGAUCAUCAGUGUUUUAUGCCCCCCCCCAACCUACAGAACUAGAGGAACUUCCUGUGCCUCAUCAACAGAAUUGCUUCCCUCUGGGAGUCACUAUCCAUAAUGUCCCAAUCCAUAGAGAUGCAGAGGUGCAUGCAAUAAGAGUUACUUGCCUAAAUACCUUUGAGCCUGAGGACUUAAUACAGUCUGCAAAGCUCUUAUUGCUUGUGAUGAUUCAUGAGAAGGUAAAAAAUCCCUAUCUUAACUCCCAGGCCAUACUUACAUGGACAAGAGAGGGCUGGGGUUGGGGAAGGGAGAUUGUUUUAUUUUCCCCCAACUAAGUAGUUUCACUCCAUUGAAACCCUACCUUGGCCCUUGUCUUAAGUAGCUGAGAAGGGCCUUGUUGAAAAAAAAAAAGAAAUGGAAAUGAUCAGUAUAAAUAAACAAAAACUUUAAAAAUCCCCUCUCAGAUCUUGAGACAAUUCAGCUGUUAAAGAAGUGACCCUGCUUUUUAUUAAGCAUCAUAGAUAAAAAUCCACAGAGUGGCUACACACUUUCUUCGGGUGGCCUUUCCCCUGCUUCCUCGGGCAGGGUCUUGUCCAGUUGUUCUGUGUUUGUACAGCAACCAACACAGUGCAGCUGUGCACCAUACAUGCUUCAAAACAUUGUACUGCACUUGUGCAAUAGAAAUAGUAGUUAGUGAGGUUCAGAGUGUAAGAAAAUUGAAGUUUGAAUCAACUGCUAAGGAGCAGUUUUUUUGUGUUCCUACUGCUGACUCCAUAGACAGAGCUGGAAGUAGCAGUAACUGAUGUGUUAUCUACAGUUCAGUCCAAAUCCACCAUUGCUAUACCCUCAAAGAAAGACCCAGCAUAUUAACUGGUCUCCCACUCUGGGCUGGGUGGGAUUCAGAUAUGGAGGGUUCCACUCCAUGGUCACUGGGUUAAAUCCAGCCCCUGUUAUUGAAAGUCAGAGCUUAUCAGGAGUUGGUCUCAGAUCAAUCCCAGUGGAUGCACAUGGAUGCAUAAACAGACCCUGAGGGAGGAAACCUUUGCUAAAGACUGCUUUAUAGCACUGCCUACAUACUCAUCAUCACUGCAAGAUGAGGUAGGAGAGCCCACGCCCUGGGGAGAUUAUAGUUUAAUAGGCAUAUUAAAACACACAGAUCAGGGCUUUGAGUGAGUUUCAGCUGAGGCAGCCCUAGAGUGUGAGGGGAACUUAGGUUCUAGGGCCAAGAAGUAGAGAUGGGUUCCAAGCAGAGUCACAGAGGAGGAGGGUGAUGGAUGGAAAAGCAGCAGCUUAUUGUUCCAAAUAAAACAGUAUCUAUUUAAAAUAUAAAGGCAUGAAAUUAGCCCUGGGAGAAGGAAGAAUUGGGCAGAGCAUAGCGUAUGAGAGCAAGUGUUGGGCUGGACAAUUUACAUCACCAUUAACAGCUCAGCUGCCUUGACUCUCCUACUGACCAAAUGUGAGCUGUGGGUGGAAAGUAGAGGGGCACUGAUACAUCGGUCCAAUAUUGGAUCAGCACCGAUAUAAAGAAAAUUGUCUGUAUCAGAAAUCGACCUGAUAUAGCCAAUAAUUUGACCGAUAAAUGGCCCGUGUAUGCGUGUAGCUGCAGUACAGCACGUAGGCAGCAAGGGGUACAGCCCAGCAGCUUGAAGAACUGC
This is a messenger RNA of Alligator sinensis (Chinese alligator), 3376 nucleotides long. It is a transcript of the gene GLOD5, whose product is annotated as glyoxalase domain containing 5. The coding region runs from base 75 to 518 and encodes 147 amino acids. The record is from RefSeq and is a predicted model, not a curated record. Lineage: Eukaryota; Metazoa; Chordata; Crocodylia; Alligatoridae. The transcript is spliced from 4 exons.